AUGGAUGCAAAUAACAAAGCAUCCGACACUGCAUCAUUUGGAACAACGGCAUCCGGAACAGCUUCGAAUCAUGUGUCCGGCGCAGCUUCGGUCCCAGCAUCUGAAAUAAAUGAUUCGUCUUGCAGCUCAACCCCGGUUGUGCGUCCAGACUGGAUAUUAGAUGCCGAGUCUAAAACAUCAUCCGAAUCAGCGUUUUGCUCGUCAUCUGAAACAGCAUCCUUCAACAGAACUCAUAUUUGCUUCAACUUUCGGAUCAGUCGCUACGCAAGUUCCGCCUGGGGUUCCGGAACAUCUGGUGCUGGUGUCAAACGGAAAAAUAAUAGAAAAACGCUGGUGACGAAGCUGCAGAUAAUCGAAGAAGCGGAAAAAGGAGAACAAUCGUUCGAAAUGAUUGCGAAGAAAUUCGGUGUGGCAACUUCAUCAGCUUCCAGGUACGUAAAGAACAAAACCUCUAUAGAGGGAACUGUAGAAAGGAAUCGAGAGCAUGGAGUGGAAGACCGCAAAACAUUAAAAGAACAAUGUUUUCCUUUGCUAGAGGAAGCUUUGUAUGUCUGGGUUCUUCAAGAACGUAAACGGGAUACGCUUGUGCCUCCAGACAUAUUGAAAGCGAAAGCAGAGUUGUUCUUUCAGGCCUUCCAAAAAUAUGGAACUUACACUAAUCGUAAAUUUUUGGCCUCCGAUGGAUGGCUUCGUCGCUUCAGAAAGCGAUAUGGCUUGCGAGUGGGGGAUGAAUGCCGCGCCUUUGGUAGAAAAUUAAAUAAAACCAGAUUUACUUUCAUGUCUUGUUGCAACAUUGAUGGCACAAUGAAAUUGAAGCUGAUGUUUAUUGCUAACCCAAGAGAGUUAUCCCAAUAUUUCAUGAAGUAGCUGCCAGUGUCCUACUACCACUCAAAGAAAGCCUGGCAGACACGUAAACUAUUUCGAUCUUUCUUUCACGAAGAAUUCGUCCCAAAAGUUCGUAAAUUUUUCGCAGAACAUAACCUUGAACUUAAGGCGUUAUUGGUAUUGGACAAUUGUUCACCUCACUUAGAUGGAUGCGAAGAUUUACGAAGCGAUGACGGACUAAUACAGGUGAUCUAUUUGCCACCCAAUGUUACAUCGGAAUGCCAACCCAUGGACCAGUCCAAAAUAAAUGCAAUUAAAGUAAGGUACAAGAGAAAACUUAUGAUGUACUUGAUUCUGGAAAAUGAGGAUUUGCCAUUUGAGCAUAGAUUGAAAAAGGUAUCAUUGCGGAAAAGCAUCGACUGGCUGGCAGAAGCAUGGAGUGAAACAACACCUUCUGACAUCGAACACUCGUGGAAAAAACUUAUCGACGAAUUUCUAGAUGCACAAUGGCAAGACGAUUCUCUCGACCUGUACGAUGAAAAUUACUUGGAGGACAUCAAAAGUCUGAUAACAUCAAUUGAUAAAUUGGCGGAAACUGGAACUGACGACGAUCAACUCCAGUGUUGGCUGACGGAUAAGGUACGAGAUUCUGAUGGAAAUCCUAUUGAGGUAUACUAUUGA
Molecule: messenger RNA, 1506 nt
Organism: Armigeres subalbatus
Lineage: Eukaryota; Metazoa; Arthropoda; Insecta; Diptera; Culicidae
Product: jerky protein homolog-like
Exons: 4
Cellular component (GO): nucleus
Molecular function (GO): DNA binding
Source: RefSeq, a predicted model, not a curated record